CCCCCCGCCGCCCCCCCUGGAGGCGUACACCCAUGUGGGAGGAGGCUCUGUGGACCCGCGGACGCUACCUGCUGGAGAAGAACGAUGGGGCCGAGGGCGGCGAGGGGCCCGACGGCUUGGGAGCGGAGGGCUGCCCGAGCUUCCAGGGGGGUGAGACGUGCGCGGAGGGCGAGAAGCGGCAAGACUGGCUCUACGAGUCCUACUACAGGAUGAGCCAGCAGCAUCCUCUCAUCGUCUUCUUGCUGCUCAUCGUCAUGGGAACCUGCCUGGCGCUGCUGGUGGUCUUCUUCGCCUCGGGGCUGAACACCGAGGACCACCUGACCUUUCUGAUCACGGUGCCCACGGCCCUUUUCCUCUUCUUGUCCAUCUUCAUUCUAGUCUGCAUCGAGUCAAUUUUCAAGCGUAUGCUCCGCCUCUUCUCCCUCCUUAUAUGGGCGUGUCUGGUCACCAUGGGUUACCUGUUCAUGUUCUCCGGAGGGAUCCUCAGCCCUUGGGACCAGGUCUCCUUCUUCCUCUUCAUCGUCUUUGUGGUCUACACCAUGCUGCCUUUCUCCAUGAGGGGCGCCAUCAUGGCCAGCGCGCUCACCUGCCUGUCGCACACCGUCACCCUCAGCAUCUGCUUGGCUUCCGUCGCCAAAGACUCGGAAGCUCUCGUCUGGCAGAUCCUGGCCAAUGUGAUCAUCUUUACCUGCGGUAACUUAGCGGGGGCGUACCAUAAACACCUGAUGGAUUUGGCCCUCAAGCAGACUUACCAGGACACCUGUAACUGUAUCAAGUCCCCCAUCAAGCUGGAGUUUGAGAAGCACCAGCAGGAACGUUUGCUCUUGUCUCUAUUGCCGUCUCACAUCGCUCGAGUGAUGAAAGCCGAGAUCAUCCAGAGGCUUCAGGGCCCAAAAUUUGGUCGCACCGAGAGCGCCAACAACUUCCAUAACCUGUACGUGCAACGGCACACCAACGUCAGUAUCCUUUAUGCUGACAUCGUGGGUUUCACUAGGCUGGCCAGCGAUUGCGCACCGGGGGAGCUGGUGCAUAUGCUCAACGAACUUUUUGGAAAGUUUGACCAGAUCGCAAAGGAAAACGAGUGCAUGCGAAUCAAGAUCCUGGGAGACUGUUAUUAUUGCGUGUCUGGUCUGCCGGAGUCUCUGCCUCACCACGCCAGGAACUGUGUGAAGAUGGGCUUGGAUAUGUGUGAGGCCAUCAAGAAGGUCCGAGAUGCCACCAGGGUCGACAUCAACAUGCGCGUCGGCGUUCACUCCGGGAACGUCCUGUGCGGCGUGAUCGGCCUCCGCAAGUGGCAGUACGACGUGUGGUCACAUGACGUGACGCUUGCCAAUCACAUGGAGGCGGGAGGUGUGCCGGGAAGGGUCCACAUCUCAUCUGUGACUCUGGAGUACCUGAAGGGUUCGUAUAAGGUGGAACCAGGAGAUGGGCAGAGUCGGGAUUCUUACUUGAAAGAACACGGUGUGGUCACCUUCCUGGUCAUCAACCCCAAGACCGACAAGCACAGCCCUCUGCUGGGCCUGCGCUCUCGCCCGUCUCUGGAUGGCGGGAAGAUGAGGGCGUCCGUCCGCAUGACCCGCUACCUGGAGUCAUGGGGCGCCGCCAAGCCCUUCGCCAACCUGCACCACCGUGAUAGCAUGAGCACGGACAACGGCAAGAUCAACACCACGGAUGUCCCGAUGGGGCCGUACCACUUUCAGCGACGGGAGAGGUCCAAGUCGCAGAGGAGGAGGUUUGAGGAAGAACUCAACGAGCGGAUGAUCCGCACCAUCGACGGAAUCAACUCGCAGAAACAGUGGCUGAAGUCAGAGGACAUCCAGAGGAUCUCAUUGUUCUUUCACAACAAAGCCCUGGAGGCAGAGUACAGAUCCACCACCUUACCUGCGUUCAAGUACUACAUCACAUGCGCCUGCCUCAUCUUCUCCUGCAUCUUCAUCGUGCAAGUCCUCGUCCUGCCCAAAACCGCUGUGCUUGGGAUAUCCUUCGGCCUGGCUUUCUUGCUGUUGGCACUCAUCCUGGUUCUUUGCUUUGCCGGUCACGUUCUGCAAGGACGGAAAGGAUCGGUGUGCUCGUUCCCCUGGUUGAACAUGUCCUCCCGCAUCAUCGUCACCAACAACCCCUGGUUGCGAUUGGUCCUCACCAUGACGACCACCACACUUAUCCUUGUGAUGGCCGUCUUCAACAUGUUCUUUGUGGAGGAUGCUGAGAGAUCCACCACGCUCUCAGAAUUGGCUUCCCCUGAAACGCUCGCAAGCGGUCCUCCUGUGAAUUUAACAAAUGGCACCAUGCCGGACUUCCAGGCUCAAUCAGCAGGAGAAAAACACUUUUAUCUCCCGUAUUUCAUCUACUGCUGUAUUCUGGGCUUGGUAUCAUGCUCGGUAUUUCUGAGAAUCAACUACGAGUUAAAAAUGGUGGUGAUGCUGGUCGCCUUGGUGAUCUACAACAUCAUCAUCCUCCAAACGCACGCUUCGCUUCUGGACGGUUUCAGCAAGGCUCUGUAUCCAACCGAGGCGCUGGACAGACCAGGAAUCCUGAAGGACCUCAAGACAAUGGGCUCUGUGUCCCUUUUCAUCUUCUUCAUCACAUUGCUGGUUUUGGCCAGACAGAAUGAAUAUUACUGUAGGUUGGAUUUCCUGUGGAGGGACAAGUUCAAGCGGGAGUGCGAGGAGAUCGAGACCAUGGAGAACCUCAACCGGGUCCUGCUGGAGAACGUCCUGCCCGCCCACGUGGCCGAACACUUCCUUGGACGCAAUUGGAAAAAUGAGGACCUUUACCAUCAGUCAUACGACUCCGUGUGCGUGAUGUUCGCCUCCAUCCCGGACUUCAAGGAGUUUUACACCGAGUCGGACGUCAACAAGGAAGGACUCGAAUGUCUUCGUCUCCUCAAUGAGAUCAUAGCAGAUUUUGAUGAGCUACUUUCAAAGCCAAAAUUCAGCGGAGUGGAGAAGAUUAAGACCAUCGGGAGUACCUACAUGGCGGCCACCGGACUCAACUUGGCGCCAGGACUCGACUGUGCACAGGAACAUGACAGACAGUACAUGCACGUGGGCACCAUGGUGGAAUUUGCAUUCGCUCUGGUCGGGAAGCUCGACGUCAUCAACAAACAUUCCUUUAAUGACUUCCGGCUAAGAAUCGGGAUAAAUCACGGACCGGUCAUCGCGGGGGUCAUCGGGGCCCAGAAGCCUCAGUAUGACAUCUGGGGGAACAGCGUGAAUGUGGCCAGUCGGAUGGAAACGACGGGAGUGCUUGGAAAAAUCCAGGUGACGGAGGAGACAAGUGAGAUCUUAACCACGUUGGGCUACAUGUGCUCGUGUCGAGGCAUCAUCAACGUGAAAGGAAAAGGGGAACUGAAGACCUACUUUGUCCACACAGAGAUGACCCGAUCCCUGUCACAAGGCACCGUCAUGCCUUGAGUCGUCGCACGGAAAAAUAAAAAUAGACUCAACACACAAAGUGGCAUUAGCGAGCAUCGGUCACGCUCUGGAAGUACGUACGAGUUAUUAGCCGAAGCCCCCCCUGCGUUACAUUGGACAAACAACUGUGAAGACGGCCAUAUUGUCGGAUGUCAGUGUGGAGAAGACGGCUCUCCGAGAGUCAGAGCCUGACGCUUGAGCAAAGGCGGCUCUUUAAAUAAUAUACACUCGAAAGCAGACGUUAUGAAUGGACCCAGAGUCAGACUUAGUGUAAAUUGCCAAUUUCCCCCUCAUUGACAGGUAGUUUGAAUGUGAAAUAGUUAUUGUAGUUUUAGUGUUGGAAGAGUUGUGGGCUCGAGAAGAAAAGUCAAUUGUUGCUUUUUAUAAAUCUCCACUGGAAGCAAACCAGCUGCACUGUGUGUUCAAAUGUCCCAAUGCUGCCACCAUUUUGUUAUUCAUUAAAUAUUUGUAUAUAUUGUAA
Syngnathus acus (greater pipefish) is the source of this 3894-nucleotide messenger RNA. It is a transcript of the gene adcy2b, whose product is annotated as adenylate cyclase 2b (brain). The coding region runs from base 33 to 3413 and encodes 1126 amino acids. Gene Ontology annotation, cellular component: plasma membrane. Gene Ontology annotation, biological process: adenylate cyclase-activating G protein-coupled receptor signaling pathway; intracellular signal transduction; adenylate cyclase-inhibiting G protein-coupled receptor signaling pathway. The transcript is spliced from 25 exons. NCBI's taxonomy places the organism in Eukaryota, Metazoa, Chordata, Actinopteri, Syngnathiformes, Syngnathidae. The record is from RefSeq and is a predicted model, not a curated record. Gene Ontology annotation, molecular function: adenylate cyclase activity.